Messenger RNA from Fusarium vanettenii 77-13-4, 330 nucleotides. RefSeq lists its product as uncharacterized. Bases 1 to 330 code for a protein of 109 amino acids. The transcript is spliced from 2 exons. Lineage: Eukaryota; Fungi; Ascomycota; Sordariomycetes; Hypocreales; Nectriaceae. The record is from RefSeq and is a predicted model, not a curated record.
AUGAGAGAGUACAUUCCGCCAGAGAUUGCAAAGCAUGAGGACAUCCUCGUUGCGAAGAUUCGCGAACUGUUUGGCGACGACGCCGCGAUCGACCCCGAAACCCGUAGUCCUGGGGGAUACUGGAAUGCGGAUGGUGAUGUGUGUGGGGUUCUCGUUACCACGAGAAGUGGGCAUGGAGCAGUGAGGACCAUCGGCGCGGGAGAAGAGGAGAAUGUCGAGACGGGUCCCGGGAUGAAGUCACGAUAUUACAUCGUCGUUGUGAAAGAGGGACAAUCCUGUGCAUUCCUAGGACAGCCAUCAUUUCGCCUUAUAAAGCGCCAGAAGGCUUGA